Diaporthe citri is the source of this 777-nucleotide messenger RNA. RefSeq lists its product as uncharacterized. Lineage: Eukaryota; Fungi; Ascomycota; Sordariomycetes; Diaporthales; Diaporthaceae. The transcript has 6 exons. The coding region runs from base 1 to 777 and encodes 258 amino acids. The record is from RefSeq and is a predicted model, not a curated record. Gene Ontology annotation, molecular function: hydroxyacylglutathione hydrolase activity.
AUGCAUAUCCAGUCGAUUCCCAUGUGGGUGGGCAGUAGCAACAACUACGCCUACCUGGUCACCGACGACAAGAGCAAAGAUGCCGUCAUCAUCGACCCUGCCAACCCUCCUGAAGUCACUCCCGUCUUGAAGAAGGCGAUUGAGAGCGGCCAGAUCAACCUCAAAGCCAUAGUGAACACACACCACCACUGGGACCACGCAGGCGGCAACAAAAAGCUCCGCGAGGAGCUAGGCCUGCCUGACCUGCCCAUCAUCGCCGGCAAGGGCGCCGAGGGCGUGACCAAGACCCCGGCCGACGGCGAGGGCUGGACGAUCGGCAGCAUCGCCGUCAAGGGCCUGUACACGCCGUGCCACACGCAGGACAGCAUCUGCUGGUUCAUGGAGGACGGCGGCAGCGAGCGGGCCGUGUUCACAGGCGACACGCUGUUCCACGCCGGGUGCGGCAAGUUCUUCGAGGGCAACGCCGAGGAGAUGAACACGGCGCUCAACAAGACGCUCGCGGCUCUCCCGGACGACACCAAGGUCUUCCCCGGCCACGAGUACACCAAGAGCAACGUCAAGUUCGCCGUGUCGGUGCUGCAGAACGAGGCCAUCAAGAAGCUGCAGGCUUUUGCUGAGGCGAACCGGGAGACGCAGGGCAAGUUUACGAUCGGGGAUGAGAAGCAACACAAUCCAUUCAUGAGGACAAGCGCUCCCGAGAUGCAAAAGGUUACCGGCAAGACAGAUCCCGUCGAGGUGAUGGCGGCGCUGCGCGAGGGCAAGAACAACUUCAAGUAA